AUGCAUUUACCACGGAGAAGGCGGCUACAACAGAACCGAAUCUUUUUCUUGCUUGCCACAGUAUUGGCCCUCUCUCUCUAUCAGCUGCAGUUCAGCCCCCCUGCCCUUCCAGCACCGCGCACAGCCCCCCAAACCAAGGACCUUGUGAAAGCUACUUCCAGGGACCACCCCAGCAACAAGACUGCCAUAACAGGCAAUGCCACAGCAGCAUCCAAAACAAGGCACUGUAUAUAUGUGGAUGCCGGGCCAACUGUGCCCAUCACUACAUCAGUGGAUACAACACCACAGGAGGAAAAUGUCAGUGCAAGCUACCCAGAUGAAAAGCCAAAAUAUGAUUCCAAAGGAGAAUAUCCUGAGGACCUAUUCAGUGUGGAAGAACGCAGGCAAGGGUGGGUUGUACUUCACAUCUUUGGCAUGAUAUAUGUGUUUGUGGCCUUGGCCAUGGUGUGUGAUGAGUAUUUUGUCCCUGCCUUGGGAGUGAUCACAGAAAAGUUACAGAUCUCUGAAGAUGUGGCUGGAGCCACCUUUAUGGCAGCAGGUGGAUCAGCACCAGAACUCUUCACCUCCCUCAUAGGUGUCUUCAUCUCACACAGCAAUGUGGGCAUCGGUACCAUUGUGGGCUCAGCAGUGUUUAAUAUCCUCUUUGUCAUUGGCACCUGUGCCCUCUUCUCAAGGGAGAUACUCCACCUGACAUGGUGGCCCUUAUUUAGAGACAUCUCGUUCUACAUUGCAGACUUACUGAUGCUCAUCCUGUUUUUCCUAGACAGUGUCAUUGAUUGGUGGGAAAGCCUCCUUUUACUGACUGCCUAUGCCACAUAUGUAUUCGCUAUGAAACACAACGUGUACCUAGAACAAUGGGUGAAGCAGGAGCUGAACAGGACGCUAAAUACUGUGCAGGCAGCAUCAGCAGAGCAUAUGCGGAAGAAAAGCAAUGGGGCAGUUGCAGAUGAUGGAACAAAGAAGCCAGCAGAUGGGAGGAAGCUGCAGCCUACGUCAGCCUUACAGCGAGGCAGCAGCUCAGCCUCCCUACACAACUCUCAAAUGCGCAGCACCAUCUUCCAACUCAUGAUCUCCACCCUGGACCCCCUGGCAGAAGCAAGGUUUAAAGACAAGGUUGACAUGCUGAACAACUUGGCCAAGGCUAAGGUAGAUACUGUGAGCAAACAAGAAUCAAAACCAGAAGCCGAAGAGGAAAAGGCGGCACAAUCAAACACUCUUCAAGUAACUCCUGCCACUGACUCUGAACCCAGCAAAGACAAACACAAGGCAGACGCACCGCAAGAUGGACAGCAUUCUUCAGACAGCGAUGACUCAGAAGAUAGCAGCUCUGAGACUGAGGAAGACAGUGAUGACAGCACAGAUGAUGAAGAAAAUGAUGAGCCACUAUCUCUUGAAUGGCCAGAAACCAGAAAAAAACAAGCUAUUUACCUUUUCCUCUUUCCCAUUGUCUUCCCUCUCUGGAGCACUAUACCUGAUGUUAGAAACCCAGACUCCAAAAAAUUCUUUGUCAUCACAUUUUUUGGAUCCAUCAUCUGGAUUGCAGCAUUCUCUUACCUCAUGGUGUGGUGGGCUCACCAGGUUGGUGAAACAAUGGGGAUAUCAGAAGAAAUUAUGGGAUUAACCAUACUGGCAGCAGGAACAUCAAUCCCUGACCUUAUCACCAGCGUCAUUGUUGCACGCAAAGGCUUAGGCGACAUGGCUGUCUCCAGUUCUGUAGGCAGCAAUAUCUUCGAUAUCACUGUUGGUUUGCCAGUUCCUUGGUUCCUUUAUUCUGUCGUCCAUGGACUCAGUCCAGUUGCAGUCAGUAGUAAUGGUCUGUUUUGUGCAAUUGUUCUCCUUUUUCUAAUGCUUCUAUUUGUAAUCAUCUCAAUUGCUGCAUGUAAAUGGAAAAUGAACAAAAUACUGGGGCUCACUAUGUUUGCUCUUUACUUUGUGUUUUUGAUCAUCAGUGUGAUGUUAGAAGACAGGAUAAUAUCCUGCCCAGUAUCUGUAUGACACCUGGACACUCCAAUACUGUUUUUCUAAAUAAGAUACUGAUAUGCAUACAUCAAAAUCAAAAGGGGUUUAAGGUAGCUAUUGUUCUACUGAAUCAGAACAAUCUGAAUUAUAACAGAAACUUACCAAUAUUAAAAUAUCUUUAAUAUAUUAAAAAUAAAACAAACAAAAAAAAUCAAGUGGUGCAUCUGCUUCUACUGUUUUCCUUAGAACCCAGAAAAAUCAGAUAUUGAAGCAACCAGUAUCAAACAAAACACACUUCUGGAUACUCACGGAAAGGCUGAUACAGACACACUGUUUUCAGUGUGACCGAUCCGCUCAAGUUAAUAGAGCUAAGUUCCAGCACAUAAUGUUACUCAUCAUAGUAACUCUUUUUCAGCAUCACACUCUAAAUUAUUAAUUUAACAAACAGCUUGAGCUCACUGAAGUCAAAGAACUUCACUUCAGUGGGAACAAAAAUCAGACCUUUAUGGUUUGUUCCACUACUUUGCUUAAAAUCCCUGUGUGGACACACAUUCUGCAUUUCAGAAGUGAACUCCCUUAAACUGCAUAAAAGCAAUGAGUCCCUACACAGAACACAUCAUUUCCUAAGGUUUGCACUGUAGCUAGUUUGCCACGACUUCCCUGUGCAGAGGACAAUAUUCAUCCUCUCAGUGAGAGCCCCUACAAAGCAUCUACAAUGAGUAUUCAAAAUACCUCCAAAAAGCUGUGCAAAGAUGUGAUGCACAUUACAAGUGAUGAUUGCUGCUUAAGACCAUGCAAAAUACAAUGCUAAAGUUUUCAGGGAAAAAGCAAAGCAGUAAAAGUUAUUUCUCCAUGCAGUAGAAAACAGGAUUUGAAAGUUGCACAGCAAUCCACUAGGCUUCUUUUAAGCAGGCAUCUAAUCUUGCAAUACAAUCCCUAAAAUUUAUGGUAAUUACAACCAAUGCGAGUGUGACAUCAUAUGGAUUUACAUCUCACUGUAAAGAGACUAAAUGGAUCUGGGGAUAGAAUACCAAACUGCAAACUAGUAAAAGCUAACAUCAGGAAGUGGAAACAUUACAAUAAGAGGAAGUUGAAAUGCUUGAGUUCUGUUUUCAUCCUGACACUAACCUCCAAAAUUUGGAGACUGCUGUAUCCAGCACUAGUUCCUGGUUUUAGCACUGUCUUUACACAACCAUUAUGAAAAAUGCCACUGACAUCAACUAUCAACAAACCUGAAUGAUUUAUUGUUAACAUUGCCUCAUGUGAGCAAACAAUGUAGUUAAAAGUUGCAGACAUUUCUGUCAUUCUAAUCCAUUUAAUAAAAUUUUAAUGAA
Molecule: messenger RNA, 3293 nt
Organism: Dromaius novaehollandiae (emu)
Lineage: Eukaryota; Metazoa; Chordata; Aves; Casuariiformes; Dromaiidae
Gene: SLC24A1
Product: solute carrier family 24 member 1
Exons: 9
Coding region: 1-1995 (664 amino acids)
Biological process (GO): intracellular calcium ion homeostasis; calcium ion transmembrane transport
Cellular component (GO): plasma membrane
Molecular function (GO): calcium channel activity; calcium, potassium:sodium antiporter activity
Source: RefSeq, a predicted model, not a curated record